GUGAUGUGAAUGAUGUCAGAGUUUAUGAAGUCAGGGAAAGUCUAUAAAACAGCUGUCUUUAGCUGCAAUUCAGUUUUUUGUUCGUUCGUUUGUUUGUUUGUUUUAAUAAAAGCACAAAAGUAUAGGCCAGUAGCAUGACUACAGUAACAUAAACACAAAACAAAAUUUAACCAACAAGUGUAAAUACAUCCACUUAAUGCUUCUAAGAAAACAAAAUGUUGCAUUUUAUACAGAACUACAUUCAUUUGACAGAGUUGGGAGUUACUUUGCAGCAGUUACAAAAUGGGGGCCACAGUUGGUCCGUGUCACCCUGUACAGCUUGAAACCAUAAGAGUACUCCAGCCCUAGGGUUGUUUAUUCUGACUGUUCAUUCUCUUUUUAUUUACUUGCACGCUCUUGUUGUGGGGCAAGCACUUCGGCACUGACGUCAUUGAUGGAUUACUCUCUGAUUACGUUCCUCCCCUCCACGCGCGACUGACGCGCCGGUCGGAAGUGGGUCGGCUCGGUAUUAGCGGGUGUGAAGGUUGUAGUCCUGGAUGCUCGUACAUCAAUAAGACUUUGUCUGUAGUGCAUGGUUGGAGUUUGUCUCAUUCAAACUACAGAGGGUAAGAUUACCUUCCUGUCAGCCCUCUCGCCCUCUCCCUUGAUAUCAUCCUCUUGUCCUUAUCUCAACACCUGGAGGCUUUCCACCCACACAACAUGGCAGAGGCCCCAGCAGCAUCCACUUCCACUGAGGAUGGUCUGCCUGUGCAAUGGAAAGUUUCCAGUCGACACAGCAGGAAGUCUGGGUGCUCCAAUAUCUAUACAGGGGUUAACCUGCACCAAUUGCACAGGCUGUUCAGAGCAGCAGGAGAAAGAGACGCUGAACAUCGGGCGAAGCUGGCGUGGCGAGGGAUGGAUGCAGAUACAGAGGGAGGAGAGGAGAGGAGGGAGGAGGAAGGGGAGGAGAGAGAGGACGAGGCAGAACUCGUCCAGGCCUUGGUGGGACUCAGAGUCCGCACAAGGAAUAAAGCAGGUAUCAGAGUGGAAGGACACAGAGACCACAAGUGGCUUAGGGCACCAGGAUAUCACAGGAUUGAGGAGCCUUUAUCCGACUACACUGUUGAGGAUGGAGAGGCUGACCCAUCGCCAAGUCCAGGAGAAUUCCUAAUUCCCACUGAGGAAGACAUCCCAGAGAACCAAAAUCCUAUCAAACCAUCCUCAUGGAGGUUGGGUGUGGCAAAGCAAGACGGUGCCAGAGACUCUGAACGCUACCUUCACCGCAUCCUCCACUAAAAACUGAUUGGAGUUUGGAAUAACACACGUGCGGUACAAGAUGCGGUAAAAUCAUAAAAUGAUGAUUCUGCAUGAAAGGACACAAUAUAUUUCUUCAUUUACCACGUUCUGCUAACAUGUUCUCUGUAUGUUAGACCCCAGCACAUUGACAUACCUGUGAACUCUGGUAAACCUGCUUGGGGAUUCAACCAAUUAUUAUAGGUCAUUCGAACACAGGCAUGUUGGCCGUAGAUGAGGUCAGUCAACAGAAUCGAAUUGUGUUUUAACAGAAAUGGGCCAGAGUGUAACUCUCUGAUGAAAUUCCUUAUGUACAUUGAAAGUAUGAUGCAUUUUGAAUGCACAACAGAUAAAGGAGUUAACUGGACUGUUUGCACUGAACGUCCAGAGAAUUCAUGGUAUACUAUCAUGGUAAAGGUGCAGAAUAUCGUAAUGCUGCAUGAAAUGUUAAUGUUUAAAAGCACUUUAAUAGUAUGUCUAACCUAAGAUGUUUUUUUUCUACUUAAUACUGAAACAUCCAAAUGAAGAUGCUAUCAAUCAUUCUCAAUUAACCCGCAUUAACUAAUCUUUUUUUGACCAGUUGAGGACAGCAAAACCAAGUGGUAAACACAAUACAACACAAGACAUAAAUAUUAUUACAAACUUUUCAAUUGAGUUGGUCAAGUUGUUAGCCAACAGCUGUUUAUUUACUCAUGUACUAGGUGUGGGGCAACAUUAUCAUUCAGUUAGUUAUGUUUCUGUUCACCUGAAGAUGUAAGUCAGAUGUUCUCCCUUUUAGCUCUGUUUUUGGUCUC
Molecule: messenger RNA, 2066 nt
Organism: Lates calcarifer (barramundi perch)
Lineage: Eukaryota; Metazoa; Chordata; Actinopteri; Centropomidae
Gene: avpi1
Product: arginine vasopressin induced 1
Exons: 3
Coding region: 700-1275 (191 amino acids)
Source: RefSeq, a predicted model, not a curated record